UAACUAAACUCAAGUUUAGUGAAAUUUAAUGAACUUUGCACUGAUUGGUCAAUUUUCAAUUCAAUCUCAAUUUCUAAUCCGUAGUCUGUUACGGGUUAAAUGCGAUCGUAGGGUCGUAUAGUUGCAGUUGUUCGACUUGGUGGUCCACUUCAGGCGACCACAAAUCCAGUCGCUGGUAUUGAAAGUCGACCAACUCGAACGACCGUGAUUUUACGAUUGCCAACGGUGCAUUGUAAAUCAAGCUCAAAAACCACCUAUCAACUACCUAUUCAGUGUAAAUCCUGCAUAACGGAAUCUGCCUUUAAAGACCAUAUGACGUGUGAAUACGCACGUGGUGAAGAUAAACAUGUUCUCCGGGAAGCGGGACGACGUGAAACAAGUACCGUGGUUUUCUCUAGCCGAGUGGUACGACGUCUAUAAGAAAAUUUAUUCCAACGAUACAGUCGAACAAACAAAAGCGUACGAAGCGCUUCUAGCAUGGAAAGGCAGAAUACCAAAGUUACCGGUGGGUGUAGACAGCACUCUUUCGAUCCUACAAGUCUGCCUACGUGAUCGCGAGUGGACGACCAAGAUCGACAACGGAGAAUUGCCAAUGUAUUGCGAGAACGAUUUAAGCUUAAUGUAUUCUACCACGAUAAUGAGAUUCUUAAAUCACGUAUCAACUAUAGGACACACGAAACAAGUAUCCCUAUUUAAAAUCGCUCAGCAAUUGAAAAUUCCUGAGUGGAUAGUCGGUCUGAGGCACAAUGCUGCUCACGGAUAUGAAUUAGCGCCUCUUGGUGUAUUAAGAAUAGCGAUUAACAUAUUGCUUGAAUGGUUACAUGAAGAAUAUUGGGCACCUGAAGCACUUGCAAUGGAACAACUUUGUACAAAAGAAGACGAUACAUUAGAAGUGGAGUCGGACAACACACAGGCCUUUAAAGAUCUAAUUGAGCUUUGGACAAGUGUUGGUUUAUACAUUCAUGCUGGUUAUCAAUUAGUAUCAGAUAUACCAGAUACUGAGUUACAGAUUACAUUACAAGAUUUACGGACAUAUGUAUUGUCCCAGCGUAACAGAAGCUUAGACGAUGACAAAGAUGAACACAUGCAAGUCGAUAAGAGAAAUAUUGAAAAUGAGAAAAAAUACGACUUGAAAGCUACCGUACAGGCUUUACUUUUAUCUGAGAUAUCUGCAUAUCUAUCCAAGAACUUGUCUGUACACAAGCAAGGUGACACAAUUUGUAAAGUGUUGUGCGAAAAUGGAACUUUCUUACCUAAUUCAGAUAUUAUGCAUAUCUUUUUGAGGAAAGGGAGACGAAAAAUUAGCUCUGGUAGAAAAUUUAUACCUACCAAUAUGCUACAGUUUUGGAAAGAUAUUAUUAUCUUACUGCACAAGAACAAUUUAUUGAAGGCGUUGAUAUUUAAGCUGCUCAAUAUCUUAGAUGAAGAACAUGAAAUUAAGGAAAGAAAAAUAUUCGCUGCUUUGUGGAUAAAUACUAUUGUCUAUAGUUUUAUUCAACUCGACAUUGCUCAAAAUGUCUGUCGCACAAUGGAAUAUAAUUUAGACGAAUCGGGCAAGCAAUUAUCUACCAAGGUUUUAAUUCAGCGUGUCAUGAUAUAUGUACACGGUAAAUAUUCGUAUUUACAAAAUGUUUUGUGGAUAGAUGUAUCGAGCACCAUACCAUGCUUUCUUUUCGAUAUAAACUUCGUGUCGAAGUUUUUAUUGCGUGCAAACGAAUUCUCUGCGGAAGUGAUACAAUCACUUCUGAAGUUUGUUAAACCGAAAAUAGAUGCGAAUACAGAAAAACACCUGUUAAACUUACUCGAAAUCUACAUAUUUAAAAAAUGUGACGAUGAUAAUAAUCAGAAUAUUGGCGAGAAAAUAUACACUGUUGACGAUCUCCGUGUAAAUUCAGUAGAAAAUGAAGUGCCGGAGGAGGAACGUAGCGAAAAGAAAACUUGUUUGUUAGCGGAUCAAGUGAUUCGCAAUUUGCAGUGGAGACCAGCACUCGAUACUUAUCAGUGGGAUAGAUAUCCUAUUGGCUUAUUGCCAUGGCAAGAUUCGUUGGGAAGUUUAGAACCACUCAAGCCGAAAUUACCAAAACAUUCAGCUUCAGUUCUGGAAUCGCAAAUAGUUCCUGGUAUUGUAAACACUAAGAAUUUAAAGAUGGAAAGUCGUAUCAAUUGGGAUAACGUAUUGCGAAAAAAGAAGGAGAAGAGGAAACGUGACGAGGAUGAUAACACUGACGUUAUAAUGAACAGAGCAUUAGAAGUUGUAAAGAGGCACAAGUGAAUCCAGUUUGCACCGUAUUAAGAAUGUUGUUUAUCAAAAAUUACACCAUAUAACAAAUAAAUUACAUGUAUUUCUAAUAAAAUUUGUUAGAACAACUCAAUUUUAUCGUGGAGUAUUUACCUUUUAAGCGGUAUAUAUCUCUCUCUGUUUAAUGCUAGACAUAAAAAAAUAUAUAUAGAUAAUAUUACAGAAAUGAGGAAAAGUAUACAUUUCUCCCACUAUGCAUUCGAAAGAAUAUCUACACAAGUAUACCGCUAUCGUAAUUAUUACACAGCAACCACAUCCAAGUAUAAAUAAUUCAUUCGCCUAUUUCUCCCUUAUAUGCUUCUCACAUGUAUAAACAUUAUAACAAAUGUUACAUGUACAACUGUAUCUGUUAUAAAAGUGUCAAGUUUAUCCAAUAUCACAACAUACAAGCAUCGUUGCUUUGAAAUACGUUUGAAAAGAGAAGAGGCCGUUAGUUUUUUUUUCAUGUUAAAAUUUUAGAACUCGAUAAGAUACGUGCAUUUUACACUAUACAGAUAAAUAUAUGCAUUUUCCACUAUAGUAUGUACAACAUUAGAUCACGCACAUACAAAUAAUAAUUUGUCAUCGCGUUUAGGGACGGGACUAAAGUCAAUGAACCAUAUUCGUGGAUUACAAUGAAAUUAAUAACUGGACAUUAUUUCAUUGAUAUUGCCCAGUACUUGUAAAAGUUAUGAAAUCGUUUUGCGUACGUAUAUAAAGUACUUGAUUAUGUCCUAGAUCAUCGUCGUUACCGUAUAUAUCUGUAUAUAUUAUUUAAAACCGUAUUUUAUCCCAUCCCAUUAACUAUCGCAAUUAUUUAUUAUAACAUGCUUUAGAAGUGCACAUAAUGCAUCUGUUUACUUCUUUGGUUCAGCAAAACAGUAUGUUCUUAAAAAAAAAA
Messenger RNA from Dinoponera quadriceps, 3179 nucleotides. RefSeq lists its product as uncharacterized. The record is from RefSeq and is a predicted model, not a curated record. The transcript is spliced from 6 exons. Bases 347 to 2272 code for a protein of 641 amino acids. Gene Ontology annotation, cellular component: preribosome, large subunit precursor; Las1 complex. Gene Ontology annotation, biological process: maturation of 5.8S rRNA; maturation of LSU-rRNA. Gene Ontology annotation, molecular function: endonuclease activity. Lineage: Eukaryota; Metazoa; Arthropoda; Insecta; Hymenoptera; Formicidae.